This is a messenger RNA of Caenorhabditis elegans, 3327 nucleotides long. It is a transcript of the gene gcy-20, whose product is annotated as Receptor-type guanylate cyclase gcy-20. Gene Ontology annotation, biological process: chemotaxis; chemosensory behavior; cyclic nucleotide biosynthetic process. The record is from RefSeq and is marked reviewed. Gene Ontology annotation, cellular component: plasma membrane. Lineage: Eukaryota; Metazoa; Nematoda; Chromadorea; Rhabditida; Rhabditidae. Gene Ontology annotation, molecular function: guanylate cyclase activity; phosphorus-oxygen lyase activity; ATP binding. Bases 1 to 3327 code for a protein of 1108 amino acids. The transcript is spliced from 14 exons.
AUGCGGAUUUUACUUUUACUGCUUCAGAAUAUUCUUGUAUUCUGUCAAUUUUUACAAACUAUCAAAGUGGGAUUAAUGUUCUCAAAAGACACGGCCUCAGUGAUAAGAUCAGUUGGUUAUCGGACAUCUGCUGCAGCGGUUUUAGUUGCAAAAGACCGGAUUAGAGCGGAGCAUCUGUUGGAUCAAUAUGAUUUUAACUUUACAAUAAAGUUCGAUGAAUGCUCUGAAAGUCUCGCUGCUGGAAAAGUAGUCGAACUUCUUACCCAUGAUAAUGUAGACGUAAUUAUUGGCCCAACUUGCAAUCGAGCUGGUGUAGCAGUUGCGUCUCUUGCUGAUUUUUAUAAUGUUCCAGUUUUUCAAUGGGGACUUACUACUACGGCGGACAUUGGAAAUUUCAGUAGAUACCAGACAACGGUCACACUGUCAUUGGAUACUCACAGCAUCUCGCUUGCAGUUCGAGAAAUUUUGCGCCAAUAUGGUUGGUCUGAAUUUGUUUUUAUAUAUUCAAACGACGGAGAUGAGGAGAAAUGCGCUGCGAUGAAAGAUGACAUGGAAAAGAUGGGAAUCGAAAAUUCAGAUGUGACCAUGGCCUAUAUGAUUCAAAUUCAGACGGUCACCAUGGAAUCACUCCAACGGACCUUGCUAGAAGUUUCGAAAAGAGGAAGAAUCAUAAUCGCAUGUUUUGCAAGUGGUAGAGGAUUCAAGAAAGCGUUUAUUGCGUCCACGGUGCUUGCUGGAAUGUCUACUGAAGAGUACCUUUAUGUGUUCGCAGAACCACAGUCGAGAGGAUUUUAUGUUGAUGAAGCGGAUGGAAAAGUUCACUAUUCAUGGGAUGAUACGGAUGGACAAUUGGUGACUGGACUUACAAAUGAGCAGAUUCGAGAUGCUUAUGGAAAAGUGUUGUAUAUUUGUGAUAAUAUGGGCGAGCCCACAACUAUCACUACACAGUAUACCAACUUCACAAGUCAAGUGAUCUCUCGAAUGGCAGAACAGCCAUUCAAUUGUGUUCAAGACUGUUCAAAUCAGUCUUAUAAACAUGCAGCAACCUACGCCGGACAGCUCGCUGAUUCUUUCUACGCCUAUGCUUUCGCAUUGAAUAAAUCACUCACUCAAGACCCAACCCGUUCAAAUUUGAAAAACGGGUCGUUUGUUCUCAGUAAUAUUGGGAUGACAUUUCAAGGAGUCGGCGGAGAAGCCGUGACUCUUGAUGAGUCAGGAAGUCGGAUUGUACAAGUCUACAUGUUCGCUAUGAACUCCUCACUACUUCCAUAUAUGGCUGCAAGCCUUCUUGUGAAUGUCUCAGAAGUGGUUUUCACUCCGUUCUACAAAUCAGAAUCCGAGCUUUGGAGUGUUCGCCCACUUUCUCGACCGAAAUGCGGAUUCACUGGAUUAGAAUGUCCUGCGGACUUUGUGAAGGAAUACCUUGUUUAUACAAUUAUUGCGGCGUUUAUUGUCAUCUUGGCGUUAUUGGCUGGGUGUGCAGGGCUUCUGUACACAAUGCACAUGAAGCGAAAAGAAAUGGAGCGCCAAGAUCUUCUCUGGCAAGUUGCAUUCGUCGAGCUACAACAAGUUCAGUCAAAAUCCAGAGCCGAAGCAAGUAUGCACUCAUUUGCCAGUGGCCCCUCAACUUCCACCAAAAUGACCGUGGAAAGUCGCACCGAGACCACUAAUUUUAUAUUUUACCAUUACCACCAGGAAGUUGUCGCUGCCAAAAAACACGAUCUACUUGUAUUAUUCGAUGCAAACCAAAAAUCCGAGUUUCGCCAAAUGAGAAACUUUGACAAUGAUAAUCUGAACAAAUUCAUCGGGUUAUGCCUUGAUGGGCCGCAGCUUUUAUCACUUUGGCGGUUUUGUUCAAGAGGAUCUUUAUCAGAUGUUAUCAGUAAAAGUUCAAUGCAAAUGGACAGCUUCUUCAUGUUUUCCUUGAUUCGAGAUAUCUCAAAUGGACUCUAUUUCAUUCAUAGCUCUUUUCUAAAAUGCCAUGGACAACUGACUUCCCGAUGCUGCUUGAUUGAUGACAGAUGGCAAAUCAAAAUCUCUGGAUUCGGAUUAAAAUCUGUGCGAACUUUUGAGAAUCCGAAGAAGGAAGAUCUAUUGUGGGCUUCUCCUGAAUACUUGCGAAAUGAAGAUCAAGAGCGGCUACCUGAAGGUGAUAUUUAUAGUUUUGGUAUCAUUUGCGCGGAGAUUUUAACAAGAUCGUCGGCUUUUGAUCUGGAAAAUCGGAAGGAAAAGCCGGAUGUAAUAAUCUACCAGGUGAAGAAAGGCGGUCACAAUCCCACGAGACCAUCUCUGGACACUGGUGAAACCGUGGUAAUUAAUCCAGCAUUACUCCACCUAGUCCGGGACUGCUGGACAGAAAGACCAUCUGAGCGGCCUUCAAUUGAACAAGUGCGAAGUCAUCUGAAUGGAAUGAAGGAUGGGAGGAAGACUAAUUUAAUGGAUCACGUGUUCAAUAUGCUUGAGACCUACGCAUCAACUCUCGAAGAAGAAGUUUCGGAUAGGACUAAAGAGCUUACGGAGGAGAAGAAAAAGUCGGAUGUGUUGCUAUACAGAAUGUUGCCAAGAAUGGUAGCUGACAAGCUAAAACUCGGUCAGACCGUUGAGCCGGAAACCUUCGAGCAGGUGACAAUAUUCUUCUCUGACGUUGUCCAGUUCACCACGCUUGCAGGAAAGUGCACCCCGUUGCAAGUGGUCACUCUUUUAAACGAUUUAUAUACGAUUUUCGACGGAAUAAUUGAACAGAAUGAUGUUUAUAAGGUAGAAACAAUCGGAGAUGGUUAUCUUUGUGUUUCUGGUUUGCCGCAUAGAAAUGGAAAUGAUCAUAUCCGACAUAUAGCUCGGAUGUCACUUGGAUUUCUGUCAAGUCUGGAAUUUUUCCGAGUGCAACAUUUGCCGGCUGAACGCAUAAACCUUAGAAUUGGAAUUAAUUGCGGUUCCGUGGUAGCUGGAGUCGUCGGGCUAACAAUGCCGCGAUACUGUCUAUUUGGAGAUGCAGUGAACACAGCUAGCCGGAUGGAGAGUAAUGGAAAACCUGGCCAAAUUCACGUCACUGCUGAAGCAAAUCGAAUGUUGACUCAAGUGGUCGGUGGUUUCAGAACGGAAUCUCGGGGAGAAGUUAUCAUCAAAGGCAAAGGAGUCAUGGAAACAUUCUGGCUCCUUGGAGAAGAAUCCGGAUAUACUGCCCCAUCAAAAGCUGCACCGAAAGUGAUUCAACAUCGCCAGUCAAUUAGAAGCAUUUCUCCGAUUUUGGAGAAAAAUGCAGAGGGAAGUGAGACAUCAUCUCUCUCAGUUGACCAAGCCGGUGAUAACAAUUCCGAAACUGUUUGA